CAAAAAAAAGAAGAUUGCAAACUAUUAUUUCAUCAAUCUAUAGAAAAGGUUGAGCUUUCUCGAUACAUUCAUGUAAGGAUGAAAGCAACUAAUUCAUCAUCAUCUAAUGAAAAUUAGAUUAGUUGACCAUUCCUGGCGAGAUCCCAACAAUUUACAGAUCACCCUAAAAAUUUUAGGAAAAUCAUAGUGAUUUGUUUAAUUCCCUUAUUUCUUCAUCCGAAUUCAACACUACUGCCUUUUUUAUUGAAGCUCAGAAACGCAGAUUCUGAAUUCAGUGCCAAAACAGAUUCAUAAUCACUUCGAAUUUCACUGCAGUCUUCACUCCAUUCGACCAAAUUCCCAAACGGGCUUCGUCAAAUCCCCAACUUUUUCAGUCCCAGCAUUGUAAAUUUCUUGAUUUUUUUCAUUCCUCAUUUCUUUAUUCCCUUAUUCUGGAAAAGGGCAUGCUUGAAAUUCCAUGGUGCCGCUAUUGUUUCUCUUGAUUUGUUGUACAAAAUUGCAGUAGUUUUGAUUGGAUUUUACCUUCAUCUAAUCUAUGAAGCCAAGUUAUUCAUUUGGAUCUAGUAGUAGUAACAGUCCCAAGUCAUUCCAAGCAUAUCCAAGGAGGGAUUUUGACUUAGAAUCUGGGAUUGCUAAGAGAUCACGAAAGCCUAAAAAUAAUCUGCUGAGAAUGAUCAAAUCACUAGGAAAUAGGGUACAUCAUUAUGUUAAGCUCCACCCCCUUUUGCUGUUCUUGAUUUGCUUGUCAAUUGGCGUUUGUGCCCUAAUUUUAUUCUCUGUUUAUGAUGGAGGUGUGAGAAUGAUGUCUACUUAUAGGGCAGUAGAGGGGAAUGCAGAUAGAGAUAGAGAUAGAUAUCCUUUUGCUAGCUUAAGAAAUCUUGUAAUGGUAGCCGGGCAUUCGGUUUACACGAGUAGUAGUUGCGAGAAGGUGGAUAAGGAGAAUGCUUGGUAUUUGGAGGCGUAUCAGAAGCAUCCGGGGCAGGCUGCAACGUUUGUCACUCAUAUUGAAAAGGGCGUGGAGAUUGCAGCCAGGGAUGAUGCGACAUUGCUCUUGUUUAGUGGGGGUGAGACUCGGAAGGAUGCUGGCCCGAGGAGCGAAGCUCAGAGUUAUUGGAUCGUGGCAGAGUCCAAGCAAUGGUUUGGCAACCGAGACAGCGUGAGAAGUAGAGCACUCACUGAAGAGCACGCUCGAGAUAGCUUCGAGAAUCUGCUCUUUAGCGUGUGUCGUUUCCGAGAGCUUACCGGCACAUAUCCACACAACAUAACUGUUGUAGGUUACGACUUUAAGGAGGAGAGGUUCGUCCAUCUACACCGUUCGGCAAUUAGGUUUCCGGAGUUCCGGUUCCUCUACUCAGGCACGCCGUCCUCCCAAGACUCAAGGGAAGCUGCGCUGAAAGGCGAAGCACUGGUGAGGGCUCAAUUUCAAGAAGAUCCUUACGGUUGUUUAGGCGCGUUGAGUCGCAAAAAGCUCGGCCGCGACCCGUUCCAUCGGUCGAUCCCGUACCCUAAUGGAUGCCCAGAGAUCAAAGGUUUGUUCACAUAUUGUGGAACUGCACCAUAUCCAGGUUGGCUGCCUUGGGCUUAAUAAGUUAAUAACUUCUUCCUAAUUAUUUUUUUCUUUUUUGGAAGUUUUAUACAACAUAAGCUUGCAUAGUUGAUGAUCAUUCAUUUCCCUCCUGUAAUUAUUGUAGAGAAAGAAGAAGCAGGAAUUUUUGUGUAUGCUAGAGAGACUUUGACUGUUAAACUUACUUGCUCCUUUUACUUUUAACAA
Molecule: messenger RNA, 1771 nt
Organism: Salvia miltiorrhiza (redroot sage)
Lineage: Eukaryota; Viridiplantae; Streptophyta; Magnoliopsida; Lamiales; Lamiaceae
Exons: 3
Coding region: 536-1585 (349 amino acids)
Cellular component (GO): cytoplasm
Source: RefSeq, a predicted model, not a curated record